Abrus precatorius (Indian licorice) is the source of this 2944-nucleotide messenger RNA. RefSeq names its product soluble starch synthase 1, chloroplastic/amyloplastic. The transcript is spliced from 15 exons. Lineage: Eukaryota; Viridiplantae; Streptophyta; Magnoliopsida; Fabales; Fabaceae. Gene Ontology annotation, molecular function: alpha-1,4-glucan glucosyltransferase (UDP-glucose donor) activity. The record is from RefSeq and is a predicted model, not a curated record. Bases 509 to 2443 code for a protein of 644 amino acids. Gene Ontology annotation, cellular component: chloroplast.
AAACAACCAAACCUUCUUCCUUUCCUUUUACUUCCCUAUCUCAUUUGUUCUUUCUCCUCAGCUAAACAAAGCAUAAACACUAGUAUGAAUGAGAAUCAAAUAACCAUGCCUUAAAAAGACAGAUAAAUAUUUAAAGAGAAAAAAAAGCUUUGAGUUUUGUUUCUUUCCUUCUUUCAUUAAGAAUUAAAAAUGCGUUAAAGAAGAGAGAAAAUUCUAAAGUAGCAUGAAAACUGAAGAAAUAGUGUGCUAAAGAAGAAGAAGAAAAAGGAGAAAGGUAAAUGGGUUUUGGGUUUUGGCGCUUUUUCUGGAUCUGAGGGAAGUACGCUUUUCUCUUUCCAAAUCCAACUUAUAACUUCCCCCUUCCACGUCAUGUGACCACUGCACUGUGCCCUGCUUCUUUUUGUUUCUUCUCUUUCCUUCCUCGUUCACCAAUCGCGAUCCCUUCCCUCCUACAUUGGAUUUCCCUCUCCCUCUCUCUCUCUCUCUCUCUCUCUCCCCUCCAAAAGGCAUGGAGUCUCUGCAACUUGUUCCUCUUCUUCUGCGUCCUCUUACGUCAUCAUCACCACCGCCAACUCAGCAUCGCUACCAUUCACCGUUAAUAAGGCAACUCUGUUUCCCUUCUUUCCUCAAAAGAACAACAAAAAACGCCAUCCUACGAUCAUUUCCCGGCGACACUCAAGGCGGUGCCGCCGCUUCACCAGACGGUCCCUUCGCCUUCGACGAUGAAGUCUCUCACCACAAAGAAGAAAGAGCUCUCGUGUUAUCCAGAGAAAUCGAUGCUUUUGGCUAUCUUGUUGGCUUUCGCUUGAUUCCUGAGUCUGGGAAUGUGAGUGAAGAAGCUUCUAGUAGCGAUGAAGUUGAAGAACCUGUGGUUGAGGAUAUAGAAGAGGAGAAAGCUCAGACUAGAGUCUCCUACAACAUUGUUUUUGUGACUGCUGAAGCUGCACCGUAUUCGAAGACUGGUGGCCUUGCUGAUGUUUGUGGCUCUUUGCCAAUAGCACUGGCAGCUCGUGGACACCGUGUGAUGGUUGUCUCGCCUAGAUAUAUUCAUGGUACUUCUGAGGAUGAUAAGUUAUCUGAUGCAGUUGAUCUUGAUCGGAUCAAAGUGUAUUGCUUUGGGGGUGCUCAAGAAGUUGGGUUUUUCCAUGAAUAUAGGCAAGGUGUUGAUUGGGUAUUUGUGGAUCACCCCUCUUACCAUAGACCAGGGAAUCCAUAUGGAGACAAGUAUGGGACUUUUGGGGAUAAUCAGUUUCGGUUCACUUUACUUUGCCAUGCAGCAUGUGAAGCUCCACUGGUGCUAUCAUUGGGAGGGUUCAGUUAUGGGGAAAAUUGUUUAUUCCUUGUUAAUGAUUGGCAUGCCAGCCUAGUUCCGGUACUUUUGGCAGCAAAGUAUCGUCCGCAUGGGGUAUAUAAGGAUGCUCGUAGUAUAUUAGUGAUACAUAAUAUAGCACAUCAGGGAGUGGAGCCUGCAAUUACAUAUAGUAAUUUGGGGCUGCCUCCAGAAUGGCGGGGAGCACUGGAAUGGGUGUUCCCUACGUGGGCAAGGAUGCAUGCUCUUGACACAGGUGAAGCUGUCAACUUUCUAAAAGGUGCCAUUGUUACAGCUGACCGGAUAGUAGCAGUAAGCAAGGGCUAUUCCUGGGAGAUAACAACUACUGAAGGUGGACAUGGUCUACAUGAGUUAUUAAGUAGUCGAAGAAGUAUUCUCACUGGAAUCACAAAUGGAAUUGAUGUCACUGAAUGGGAUCCAUCAUCCGAUGAACAUAUUGCUUGCAACUAUUCCGCUGAUGACCUUUCGGGGAAGGCCAAAUGCAAAAUUUCCUUGCAGAAGGAAUUGGGUCUUCCAGUGAGGCCUGAUUGUCCAUUGAUUGGAUUCAUUGGAAGACUAGACUACCAGAAAGGUAUUGACCUGAUUCGCUUGGCAAUUCCAGAACUCAUUGAAGAUGAUGUUCAGUUUGUAAUGCUUGGUUCAGGAAACCCUAUUUAUGAAGAUUGGAUGAGAGAAACAGAGUCAGCGUAUAGAAAUAAAUUUCGGGGUUGGGUGGGAUUUAAUGUUCCAAUAUCUCAUAAAAUAACUGCAGGCUGUGAUAUACUGUUAAUGCCAUCUGCAUUCGAGCCCUGUGGACUGAAUCAGUUGUAUGCAAUGAGAUAUGGAACUAUACCUGUGGUUCAUGAAACUGGGGGACUAAGAGAUACUGUUCAAAAUUUUAAUCCAUUUGCUGAAGAAGGAGAUGGUGAAGGCACUGGGUGGACAUUUUCUCCCCUGACGAAGGAUAGCAUGUUAACGGCUCUAAGAUAUGCCAUUCAAACGUAUAAUGAAUACAAGUCUUCUUGGGAGGGAUUGAUGAUAAGAGGUAUGACGAGAGACUACACAUGGGUAAAUGCUGCCACUCAAUACGAGCAAAUUAUUGAGUGGGCAUUCCUCGACCCUCCCUAUUGCUGAAAGCUGAGAUAAAGCAUUAAUGAUCAGAUCAAAAAUUUCUUCAAAAAUCCAGGCUACUCAAGAGGAUUAUCGUGUUCAUAAUUAUGGAUUAGGGAUAACAUGAAGGAGGCCCUUUUUUCUUUGCUCAUUUUGAGUCUCCACCAGCUUCUUGUAAUUUUAUUAUCAAACAGUUUUUCCUACCUUUUAUUGAGGGAUGCACAUAUCUCACCCGUCUUGGGCUUUACUCUUUGAUGAUAUGAUAGGUACAUAUACUCAGCUAGGCAGUCCAGGUGGAAUUUUUUCCACUGAUUGAAACUCCACUUUGUUUGUAACUAUGCUAGUAUCUGAUGCUGUUAGAACUUUUUUAACCAUUAAAGGGGUAAAAGGGAUAAUCAAUUGGGAUGCACAGUUAUUGCUUUUGUACUCUAGACCGGUCAUGUGCUACAUUGAAUUUGCACCAUGUGAGAAUGUGCGUCCAUUAACAUUGGUUAAAAGUGAAAAUUGAUGAAAGCUGUGUUAUUG